Molecule: messenger RNA, 525 nt
Organism: Acanthisitta chloris (rifleman)
Lineage: Eukaryota; Metazoa; Chordata; Aves; Passeriformes; Acanthisittidae
Gene: SOWAHC
Product: sosondowah ankyrin repeat domain family member C
Source: RefSeq, a predicted model, not a curated record
CUGGCCACGCUGGUCAACUUCGCCCAGCGGCACCAGUUACCCGUGGACAUCAACGCCCGCACCAGCGGUGGGCACACCGCGCUGCAUCACGGCCACGCGGAGGUGGUCAAGCUGCUCGUGGGAGCCUACGACGCCGAUGUGGACAUCCGAGACUACAGCGGGCGCAAAGCCGCGCAGUACCUGCACCGGGGAACCUCCGGGGACAUGCGGAGCCUCGUGGGGGCCCUGGACGAGGAGGAGGAGGAGGAGGAAGGGAAUUCGGGCAAUGGGAGCGGGCGCUGGAGGGUCUCAAAGGGGGACGGGGAGGGCACCGACGGGGCAGCGGUGCAGGGCAAGGGCAAGGAGAUGACCAGGAAAGCCUCCGGCAGUGGACGGAUGAAGCCUCGGCUUAAUAAGAUCCGCUUCAGGACUCAGAUCAUCCACAACACACCCUCUUUCCGUGGGGACACCGAGGAGGAAGAACACGAGGAGAAAUCCCUGAAAGCAUCCUUCAAGCUCAGGCCCAAGUCCAACGUGUUUGGAUAA